AUUGAAAUUCUUGCUUGACAAACAAUAAUAAUAGUGUUAGCUUCCGCUCAAUAUUUAUUUUAUUUAUUUAACUUAAGUGUUUCCUAAAAGCUAACGAAGGGUGUUGCAAUGGCUCAAGCUGAAGAUACAGAACUCCGAGAUUUAGUGUUAGAAGCUUUGGAAAAGAAUGGAUCGCUAGCUAAAAUACGUGCCUUACUACGUGCGAAUAUUUUCUUGGCGUUUGAGGAUGAUUGUGAAAAUAUGAAACAAAAUGUGAAUUUGGACAACAUUUUAAAAAUACCAGAAGGUGUGCUGGCGUUGUCGAUUGUCCACGAGUUUUUAGAGUUUUGUAACCUUAAAAACACGCUGUUUGUCUACAUGUCGGAGUCGCGCCAGGGUACGGAGUACAUGUAUGAAGGCCGAAAUAUGUUGGUUGAUCGACUUCAGUUCUUAAACGGUAAUGAUGAUUCCAAGGAGCCUGUUCUCGUCACGUUCGUGAAAAAUAUCCUUAGACCUCACCAGAGCAAGUACUACGAGCGGGGGGACGCCGGCAACGCGGGCCAGCACAACUCGCUUACCGCGAAACUACGCAAAGGUGACCAAAACUGCACUUACUUAGUUCAUGAAGACUCCAGUAUGUCAACUAGUAAUUCUACUUCUGACAACUCAUCAGAUGAAAAGAAUAAACUUCACUUGAAAUUACCUCUUGACAAUUCAGAUACAGAUACAUCAAGUGACUCUGUGAGGGAGAAAAUGAGCUCAGAGUAUAUUCCCAACCAACACAUACUGUCUCAAGCCAGAAGCAAUGUUGAUAGAUUAACCCUUGACCAGUUCUCCUCAACAUACAACCAGCAGAAAGAUAAUAUUGGAAUGAGUCAACACAAUGACACUCCCCAUACAAACGCGCAAAACCGUGAAAUUAAGCCAAAUAUUAAUAACAGCAGCGAGUCCACAUCAUAUGUAGAUAUUAAAUCGUUUAAACCACCAGAUGAGGCAAAUAUAACAGUACCGGUUAUAACACUUGACAAUGUUAAAAAUAGUCCUGCAAGACCCCAAAACCCAACACACACAAGUCCUCAACCAGAAAAUGUUAAAGCAAACUCUGAGUCUACAUCAUCAGCAACUAUGAAUAGUAUUUCAUCUCUAUCUUUGAAGCAUGAAAAUGGAAAGAAAAUUCAAAAAAACAACUUGCUGACUACAGAUGAUCCCACUAAAUCAGACAAUGAAGUGACAGAAUACAGUUUAGAUUUUUCACUGUCUCAAGUGUCUAGAAACAAGAGCACACCUGAAAGUCAGCUGCAGCUCCCAGACCAGCCGGGUAACCCGUCUCAAAACUCGCCACUCUUAAGCCCACAUCAGAAUUCUCAAAGUUCUCAGAGUUCUGUGUCCAUAUCUGAUGUAGCUGACCUAAUUGAGUAUAGUGACCGAAGUUACUUAUUUGAACACAAUCAAAAUAAAGAUAAUGAGACUGAAGUUACCCCAUCAAAAGCAAGUAAUAAAUCUAAAAAUGCAAGUGAUCAGAAUUUUGUUCCAAGUGAGGACUCGGGUGAUUUUUCAGAAUCCCCUAUCCCAUCACUUUCAAACUUAAGCCUUGAUAUUCAUAGUGAUUAAUCUAAAUCUAGUCAAAGAACUAGCUGGCUUGCAUUUAGAUCAAAUUAGAUACAUACCCAUACCACGAGUCAACACUGACAGUCACAGUGUCAACACUGACAUAUACACUAACAUCUACGUAAUUUACUUUCUAUACAUCUCGCUUCUAUACAAGCUCUCGAGAUGCAUAGAGAGUAAGUUACGUUCACUCUAGUGUUUAUGUCAGUGCCAAAAUGGUGGUAAGGUGGUAAAUGUGUGCUGUUACUAACAUGGUUGCUGCGGCAUAAUGCAGCAGUGCACAAUGUAACAGAGAUGUUAAUUUUAGAGUAAUACUAAAUAUUUUUGAGGUUUGUAUUGUUGAGGGUGCUUGUGGUAUUGAUUAUCUCAAUUGUCAGGUCAUUUCCUUUUGAAACCUAUUUACUCAUAUGUUUUUAAGUUGCUACAUAAAUCAAAUGUAAGAAAGUUAAACUAAUAUCACUUAAAAAGCCAUUGCUUUGGUAGCCAUGUUACUACUUGGUGCUCUAAAUAGAUUGCAAGAUUUCUGAAAUUUGAGACUACCUGUCAAGAUUUCUGAAAUGUGAGACUAUGUACAGGUGACGUCAAAGAUAUGUUAUCACAUUUGCACCUAACUCCUUUGUAAUAAGGCAAAAAUGUAGGUAUCGUCAAGCUUGCUGUUUAUUAAUCAUUUUUAGUUUUUAUGCUGAGCCCUUUAAGCCUUUAUAAAGCAGAGGGAAUAUAUUUCCCACCACAUUUUGAACUUUAUUUCAAAGUGACAGGGCUCAAUUUUGCAUAAUUCCUGACACCCUUAUGCCUUAUAAAGGGUUAACACAUUCACUGCCCCUGACGCACAUGUGCGUUCACCGUCAUAUAAAUUUGUUCCUAGGCCACGCCCCCUGGCAGUAAAUGCGUUAAAAACACUUGCAAACCCUGGAGGUACAAUAUUUUUGGAACACCCAACCCAUGGCCAUUAUUUGAUAAAUCUACAAUUUAGUCCUAAUAGUUAUAGUUAGGCAUGUAAGUAUGAGGCAGUUGCACAUACCUAUAAAAAAAAACUAUAUGACCACCAACAAUUAAUAAGUACCCUUUUAAAAUUGUAGGUACUUAUGUACCUAAUGAAAAGCGCCUACGAACAAAGAACCCGCCUAGUGGGUUGCUGGCUAUGAAUGUGUUAACCACAAUAAAAUAUAAGGUAGAGUUAAACCAAGAUAAGCCUGCAACGAUUUUGAUGGCACACACAGUGCAAGUGUUAAUUUAAAAGUCAAACAGUCUAUGAAAUUAUGACGCAUAAAUAACACUUGCACUUCAUUUGCUAUCAAAAUCGUUGCAGACUUAUCUUGGUCUAACAGUUCCUUGUUUAGGUUCCGUUUUUAGUGUUCCGUACAAAACUUUGUUUAUUUUACUAUUUAACAGGCAUCAUGGCUUCGAUCAUACAAAAGUAUAUGACACAUUUUAGGAAGGGGACAUUCAAAUCUGUGUUAAAUGUAUGAAUGUUAUACAUUAAUAACUUUAAUCAAUACAAUCUAAAGUCUUAGUACUGAAGUGUUUAUUGUACAUAAUUGUUAGGUAAUAGUACCUAUUGUAAUCCUGUUUUAAAAUUAGUGCUUUUCUAACCAGACACCAUCAGUUGGUUAUAAAUUGAUUACCUAUUUGACAGUUCCAAGUGUUACUUGUUGAAGUAAUAAAGGUUGUGCCUUAUUUAUAUUAUGUACCAAGAUUCCUUUGAAUAUGUCUACUAUGUUUAAAUUCUAGUCUUAAUAUAAAACCGGUUCCGUCCAAAUUGCUCCAUUGUCAUGUCAUAAUAAUAUCCGGAGAAAAUAUCUGCAACCAAUAGCUUAUUUACUUUAUUAUCAUGAAUAAAAACUAUGAAUCGCGUA
Molecule: messenger RNA, 3443 nt
Organism: Cydia fagiglandana
Lineage: Eukaryota; Metazoa; Arthropoda; Insecta; Lepidoptera; Tortricidae
Product: dentin sialophosphoprotein-like
Exons: 1
Coding region: 109-1590 (493 amino acids)
Biological process (GO): microtubule anchoring
Cellular component (GO): microtubule organizing center
Molecular function (GO): protein binding
Source: RefSeq, a predicted model, not a curated record